AACCUUGGGGAAACAUAGGAUAGUGUAGUAAUAUUGUUCAAACUCAGGUUACAAUUACUACUUUGGCAGUUUUGUAUGUUGUCCCAAUUCACAGCAGGAAAUGGAAUCCUGGGUCAGGAAAUGGAAAGUCAGGGCUGCCACGUACAGUUAGGCAGGAUGGGUACUGCACAGGAAUGGCACCUUUUAAGGGCACACCAUUCACUUUGUAGGCUUACAUGUUUAUGCCACCACUUUUCUAACAGAUGACAAGAGUGUUCAGGAAGAGGUGUUUCUUCACCUUUUUUUACUCUUCACAAAAGCGCAGCCUGUUGUAGCAAUGGCCCCAGAGAAACCACAGUAGGUAGUUCAAACAGAAAGGAAUUUAAUACAGGAAACUUGGUGCUGCUGAAAUCAUGGGGAGUGUGGGUGGUAGGAGUGGCGGUCUGGGUUUGAGACUCUUGAGUUCGAGUUUGCAGCCCCUGAAUGAGCUCCUAGCUAGAGUUCAGCGGGAUGCCACUCUGGCUUCCGGCAGUGCCUGGACUCAUUUGGUCACUCCUGGGAAGCUACUGACUUGAUGCUGGUAUGAGGGGUGUGGCCGCCUCACACACAGGUGAUCUACUUUCCUGGCCAGUGGCCAGCCAGGAGCUUCAGGCAGGUGCCUGACCCCAAUUCCCCUGCAGUGUCUAGCUGCAGGGAAGUCUAGGAUAUGUGACUUCUGGCUGUACAGCCACAAACGCAGCUGCAGCUCUGGAUUAGAAAGGGAGAUUGGGCAGGGUGGCUCACACCUAUAAUCCCAGCACCUUGGGAGGCCGAGGUGGGCAGAUCACGAGGUCAGGAAUUCCAAACCAGCCUGACCAACAUGGUGAAACCCCGUCUCUAUUAAAAAUACAAAAAAAAUUAGCCGGGCAUGGGGGUGCGUGCCUGUAAUCCCAACUACUCAGGAGGCUGAGACAGGAGAAUUGCUUGAUCCCAGGACGGGGAGGCUGCAGUGAGCCAAGAUUGAGCCACUCCACUCCAGCCUGGGCCACAGAGCGAGACUCAAAAAAAAAAAAGGUUGAGUCAGGCGUGGUGUCUCACACCUGUAAUCCCAGCACUUUCGGAGGCCGAGGCGGGCGCAUCACCAGCGGCCAGGAGUUCAAGACAAGCCUGGCCAACAUGGAGAAACCCCAUCUCUACUAAAAAUACAAAAUUAGCCAGGCGUGGUGGUGUGCUCCUGUAAUCUCAGCUACUUAGGAGGCUGAGGCAGAAGAAUCAUUUGAACCCAGGAGGCGGAGGUUGCAGUGAGUCAAGAUCGUGCCAUUGCACUCCAGCCUGGGUGACAGUGAGACUCCGUCUCAAAAAAAAAAGGAAGGGAGAUUGGUUGGGGGGACCAUCCUUAGGAGUUUGUCACAUCCCUGUCCUGGGGAAUUUUAAAUUGACCAAAAAUAAUAUGCACAUGGCCCGGUGCUGUGACUCACACUUAUAAUCCUAGCACUUUGGGAGGCCGAGGUGGACAGGUUGUCUCAGCUCAGGUUCAAGACCAGCCUGGGCAACAUGGUGAAACCCCAUCUCUCUUAAAAAUACAAUGAAUUGGCCAGGUGUGGUGGUUCAUUCCUGUAAUCCCAGCACUUUGGGAGGCCGAGGUGGGUGGCUCACCUGAGGUCGGGAGUUUAAGACCAGCCUGGCCAACAUGGUGAAACCCCGUUUCUACAAAAAUACAAAAAUCAACCAGGCACGGGUGGCGGGUGCCAAUCCCAGCUACUCGUGAGGCUGAGGAGGGAGAAUCGCUUGAACCCGGGAGGUGGAGAUUGCAGUGAGCCAAGAUCACGCCAUUGCACCCUGGCCUGGGCAACAGCAAGAAUCUGUCUAAAAAAAAAAAAAAUUAGCUGGGCAUGGUGGUACACACUUGUCCCAGCUACUUGGGAGGCUGAGGCAUAAGAAUUGCUUGAACUUGGGAGGCAGAGGUUGCAGUGAGCCGAGAUUGCACCACUGCACUCCAGCCUGGAUGACAAAAAGAGUGAGACUCCAUUUCAAAAAAAAAAAAAAGUGUGUGUGUGUGUGUGUGUGUAUACAUAUAUAUAUAUAUAUGCGCAUGCGCAUAUUACUUAAGACCCUUUCUCACACCAGGUACAUGGAAAAAGGCAACCUUUUGGCAAAAAGUAGAUCUACCACUAAAUACAGUAGGCCAGGUGUGGUGGCUCACGCCUGUAAUCCCACCACUCUGGGAGCCAAGGUGGGCAGAUGACGAGGUCAGGAGAUCGAGACCAUCCUGGCCAACAUGGUGAAACCCUGUCUCUACUAAAAAUACAAAAAUUAGUUGGGCGUGGAGGCGCGUGCCUGUAACCCCAGCUACUUGGGAGGCUGAGGCACGAGAAUCGCUUGAACAUGGGAGGCGGAGGUUGCAGUGAGCCGAGACUGCACCACUGCAAUCAACCAGCCUGGUGACAGCGAGACUCUGUCUCAAAAUAAAUACAUACAUACAUGAAUACAGUAAAACAUACUAAAUUUUUCCUUGUUUUUUGAGAUGGAGUCUUGCUCUGUUGCCCAGGCUGGAGUGCAGUGGCAUGAUCUGAGCUCACUGCAACCUCCGCCUCCCAGGUUCACGCGAUUCUCCUGCCUCAGCCUCCUGAGUAGCUGGGACUCCAGGCACCCGUCACCAUGCCUGGCUAAUUUUUUUUUUUUUUUUUUGAGGCGGGGUUUUGCUCGUCACCCAGGCUGGAGUGUAGUGGCGCGAUUUCUGCUCACUGCAAUCUCUGCGUCCCGAUUCUCCUGCCUCAGCCUCCUGAGUAGCUGGGAUUACAAGUGCAUGCCACCACACCUGGCUAAUUUUUGUAUUUUUAGUAGAGACAGGGUUUCACCAUAUUGGCCAAGCUGGUCUCGAACUCCUGACCUGAUGAUCUGCCUGCCUUGGCCUCCAAAAGUGCUCGGAUUACGGGUGUGAGCCACCGCGCCCGGGCUUUUUUUUUUUCUUUUUUGAGACGGAGCCUCACUCUGUCACCCAGGCUGGAGUGCAAUGGCGUGAUCUUGGCUCACUGCAACCUCUGCCUCCUGGGUUCAAGCAAUUCUCCUGCCUCAGCCUCCUGAGUAGCUGGGACUACAGGCACCCGCCACCAUGCCCGGUUAAUUUUUGCAUUUUUAUUAGAGACGGGGUUUCACCAAGUUGACCAGGCUGGUCUCAAACUCCUGACCUCAAAUGAUUCACCCACCUCGGCCUCCCAAAGUGCUGGGAUUACAGGCGUGAGCCACUGUGCCUGGCUAAACAUACUAAAUUCUUAUUUUCCUGCCAAGGCUCUAAGCCCAAUCCUGCUCAUGCCCUGCUCUCCCUGUUCACGAGGAAUGUCAGUAUUAGAAGCAGUGAAGAUACAGGGCACCCCAUGCAGACCUCCUCCACUUGUGAUGGGAAAGAUGGGAACGAGAGGAAUUGCCCUCUGCAGUAAAUGACGUUUAUUGCUGACAGGCAAGGGGAAACAUCUCGCACACCAUACUGGCAACCACAGGCCUACUGGCUAUUAAGUAUGUGGGUUCUGUGGUCAGCUGGUCCUGGUUUCUGCUUUCUGGGGACUUCCUAGCUGUUAGCCCAUGGGCAGUUGAUGUCCCCAGUCUGAGUUUUGUUUACUUCCUGUGUAAAGAGUAGUCCCUCUAUAUUAAUACCAUGAUGAUGUUUGUACUCAUUACCCAUCCCCCAGCACACACUCUCUGCCUUUCAGUCACUUAGCAAGCACUCAAUAAGUUCAGCAAAUAUUUGCUGGGUACCUAUUGUGUGCUGCAUACUUUUGCAGGGAUAAGGUAUGCAGUGAUUAAUAAAAUAGACAAUUUCCAGUAUUGUGUUGUGAUGAAAACAAAACUGAUGUGGUGGGGCCAGCAUACUGAGAGGCUGAGGUGGGAGGGUCGCUUGAGGCAAGGAGACCAACCUGGGCAACAAAGUGAGACCUCAUCUCUACAAAAAAAAAAAAAAAAAAUUAAAAAUUAGCCAUGAGUGGUGGCAUGCUAGUUGGGAGCCUGACCCAGGGGGUUCACUGGAGCCCAGUUCAAGGCUGCAGGGAGCUAUGAUGGUGCCACUGCACUCCAGCCUGGGUGACAGAGUGAGACCCCAUCUCCAAACAAAAAACAACCUAGGCUGGGCCGGGCACAGGGGCUCACACCUGUAAUCCCAGCACUUUGGGAAGCUGAGGUGGGUGGAACACUUCAGAUCAAGAGUACGAGACCAUCCUGGCCAACAUGCUGAAACACUCUCUCUACUAAAAAUACAACAACAGCCGGGCGCAGUGGCUCAUGCCUGUAAUCCCAGCACUUUGGGAAGCCGAGGUGGGCUGAUCACGAGGUCAGGAGAUCGAGACCAUCCUGACUAACCCGGUGAAACCCCGUCUCUACUAAAAAUACAAAAAAAUUAGCCGGGUGUGGUGGCGGGCGCCUGUAGCCCCAGCUACUUGGGAGGCUGAGGCAGGAGAAUGGCGUGAGCCAUUCGGGAGGUGGAGCUGGCUGUGAGCCGAGAUCGCGCCACUGCGCUCCAAAAUCCAGCCUGGGCGACAAAGCAAGACUCUGUAUCAAAAAAACAAACAAACAAAACAACAACAACAACAACAAAAUUAGUUAGACGUGGUGGUGCGUGCUUGUAAUCCUAGCUACUUGGGAGGCUGAGGCAGGAGAAUCACUUGAACCUGGAGGUGGAGGUUGCAGUGAGAUGGAGGUGCAGUGGCACGGCACACUCCAGCCUGGGUGACAGAGCAAGACUCCAAAAAAAAAAAAAAAAAAUCCUGAUGUGAAGCGGGUGAUGGGGUUGGGAACAGUAAUGAGUGGUCCAGAAAACCCUUCUGAGAAGGUGCAUUUGAGCUGAGCUCAUGGUGCUUGGUGUUGGGUUUGUAGACAUGGCACAGACCUAGUCUUCAUCCCUGACAAACUCUUCCCUGGCCCCAAGCCUGUGUGUGUCCAUCCUCUUCUAAAAAAGGCUUGGACUUGCCAGUCUAGAGGUGAGGGUCCCGGGGAGCAACGUGGACCCUCUGGAGAAGGACGCUUAGCCUGUGGAUCUCUGAAGCACACUUUGGAGGUGAGAGAUGAAAAAAAAGAGUCCGGGCACGGUGGCUCACCUCUGUAAUCCCAGCAUUUUGGGAGGCUGAGGUGGGCAGAUCACUUGAGGUCAGGAGAUCGACACCAGCGUGGUGAAUAUGGUGAAACCCGUCGCUACUAAAUAUACAAAAAUUAGCCAGGCAUGGUGGCACGUGCCUGUAGUCUCAGCUACCUGGAGUCUGAAGCAGAAUUGCUUGAACCCGGGAGGCGGAGGUUGCAGUAAGCCGAGAUCACGCCACUGCACUCCAGCCUGGGUGACAGAGUGAGAUUCUGUCUCGAAAUUUUAGAAAAUUAAAAAAAAAAUGCUUCUCAGUGGCCCUGCUCCUGUGGCUACAAUAUGGAGGGAGAGUACAAACGGUGGGUACAAAGACUGGCCUCUGUCUUGCUGUUGGGAAAUCCAGCUGCCACGUUGUGAGCUUGUGUCUGGAAUUGGUUCCUUCUGGUGGGUUCUUGGCCUCGCUGACUUCAAGAAUGAAGCCAUGCACCCUCGCAGUGAGUGUCACAGUUCUUAAAGAUGGUGUGCCUGGAGUUUGUUCUUUCAGAUGUUCAGAUGUAUCUGGAGUUUCUUCCUUCUGGUGGGUUUGUAGUCUAUGCUGAGUUCAGGAGUGAAGCCGCAGACCUUCGCGGUGAGUGUUACAGCUCAUAAAGGUAAUGUGGACCUAUAGAAUGUGCAACAGCAAAAUUUAUUGCAAAGAGCAAAAGAACAAGGCUUCCACGGCAUGGAAGGCGCCCUGAGCCAGUAGCAGCUGCUGGCUAGGGUGGCCUGCUUUUAUUUCCUUAUUUGGUCCCACCCACAUCCUGCUGAUUGAUCCGUUUUACAGAUAGCUGAUUGGUCCAUUUUACAGAGUGCUGAUUGGUCCGUUUUUACAGAGAGCUGAUUGGUGCGUUUACAAAUCUUUACCUAGACACAGAGUGCUGAUUGGUGUGCUUACAAUCCUUUAGCUAGACACAGAGCGCUGAUUGGUGCAUUUACAAUCCUUUAGCUAGACAGAAAAGUUCUCCAAGUCCCCUACCUGAUUAGCUAGACACAGAGCACUGAUUGGUGUGUUUACAAACCUUUAGCUAGACACAGAGUGCUGAUUGGUGCAUUUACAAUCCUUUAGGUAGACAGAAAAGUUCUCCAAGUCCUCACUGGCCCAGAGGCCCAGCCAUCUUCACCUCUCAAGCUGUCUGUAGAGGUCCACGUGUCAAGAAAACUGAGGACAGAGGCCCUCAGUCCAGUUCCCACAAGCAACUGCAUCUCCCCAACAGCUGCCUGAAUGAGUUUGGAAGCAGUCCUCCCACCAUUCAGCCUUCAGAUGAAACUGCACCCCUGGCUGACAGGCUGAUUGCAGCCUUAUAGCAGACCUUGAGCCUGAGACAUUUGACCCACAGAAAAGGUGAUAAUUUUGGUCUUUUUUUUUCUAAACAGGUUCUUGCUCUAGAGUGCAGUGGCACGAUCAUGGCUUACUGCGGCCUCUACAUCCUGGGUUCAAGUGGUCCUCCCACCUCAACCUCCUGAGUGGCUGGGACUACAGAUUUGUACCACCAUGCACAGCUAGUUUUUCUCUUUUUUUCUUCUUUUUGUAGGUACAAGGGUCUCCCUGUGUUACUUAGGCUGGUCUCAAAUUCUUAGGCUCUAGCAAUCCUCCUGUCUCAGCCUCCCAAAGUGUUGGGAUUACAGGCAUGAGCCACCGCACUGGGGCAAUGUUGGUCUUAGGCUAAUUAUGCAGCAGGAGAUACAUGCACUGUGCUUUGGGAAUUGAAGUCACUUCUAUUUCUUUGUGGCUUCAUCAGUAAUAUGGGGCAGGGGGCACGGUUCCCACAGCUGAUUCUUGAGUGUUCUUUCUGAGUAUCCUUGAUACUUCACACACUAUCAUAUAUCUAAACUUUGUUCAUUGAUUAUCUCCCCUUUAAUUUUCAUUCCUUGAUGAAUCUCCAGGGUCUGGAUCAAGGCCUAGGAUACUUUAUGUACUCAUGAAAUCUUCAAUGAAUGAAGAAAUGAUUUUUUUUUUUUUUGAGACAGAGUCUCACUCUGUCACCCAGGCUGGAGUGCAGUGGCAUGAUCUUGGCUCAUUGCAACCUCCACCUCCCAGGUUCAAGCAAUUCUCCUGCCUCAGCCUCCUGAGUAGCUGGGACUACAGGCAUGCGCCACAUGCCUGGCUCAUUUUUGUAUUUUUCAGUAGUGACAGGGUUUCACCAUAUUGGCCAGGCUGGUCUUGAACUCCUGACCUCAGGUGAUCCACCCACCUCAGCCUCCCAAAGUGCUGGGAUUACAGGUGUGAGCCACUGCAUCCGGCGGAUUUUUUUUUUUUUUUUUUUUUGAGACACGGUCUCACUCUCUCGUUCAGGCUGGAGUGCAGUGGCGUGAUCUUGGCUCACUGCAGCCUCCACCUCCCAGUUUCAAGCGAUUCUGGUUCGGCCUCCCAAGUAGCUGGGACUACAGGUGUGUGCCACUAUGCCUGUCUAAUUUUUGUAUUUUCACCAUGUUGGCCAGGCUGGUCUCAAAACUCCUGACCUCAAGUGAGCCGCCUGCCUCAGCCUCCCAAAGUGCUGGGAUUACAAGAGUGAGCCACCAUGUCUGGCCUGAAUGAAGAAAUAAUUUUUUAAAGAGUGUUUUAAAGUGGGGCCGGGUGCGGUGGCUCACACCUGUAAUCCCCACACUUUUGGAGGCCAAGGCGGGUGGGUCACUUGAGGUCAGGAGUUUGACACCAGCCUGACCAACAUGGUGAAACCCCAUCUCUACUAAAAAUACAAAAUUAGCUGGGCAUGGUGGCGCAUGCCUGUAAUCCCAGCUACUCGGGAGGCUGAGGCAGGAGAAUCACUUGAACCCGGGAGGGGGAGGUUACAGUGAGCUAAGAUCGUGCCAUUGCACUCCAGCCUGGGUGACAAGAGCGAAACAAUGUCUCAAAAAAAAAAAAAAAAGAAAAAGAAAUUGCAUUUCAAAGCCAGGUGCAGUGGCUCACACUUAUAGUCACAGCUACUUAGGAGGCUGCGGUGGGAGAAUAGCUUGAGCCCAGUCGUUCAAGGCUGAGUGAGCUGUGAUUGUGGCACUGCACUCUAGUCUGGGUGACAGAUUGAGACCCUGUCUGUAAAAAAAAAAAAAUCUUUCAGGCCAGGCGCAGUGACUCACUCCUGUAAUCCCAGCACUUUGGAACGCCGAGGCGGGUGGAUCACCUGAGGUGGGGAGUUCGAGACCAGCCUGGCCAACAUGGACAAACCCUGUCUCUACUAAAAAUACAAAAAUAGCCGGGCAUGGUGGCGCAUGCCUGUAAUCCCAGCUACUCGGGAGGCUGAGGCAGGAGAAUUGCUUGAACCCGGAAGGUGGAGGUUGCAGUGAGCCGAGAUUGUACCACUGCAAUAUGAGACUCCAUCUCAAAGAAAAAAAAGAAAAAAAAAAAAGAUAGCAUAGCAAUGGCUGUGGGCCUGGAUAUAAGUCUUAGCCUCUCCACUUCUCCACUUCCUGGCUCUGUAAGCCUUAGACAAGUUCCUUAACUCCACACUUCCAUUUCCAUGUAACAAGGGGUUAUAGGCCAGGCAUUGGUGGCUCAUGCCUGUAAUCCCAGUGCUUUGGGAGGCCAAGGCGGGAGGAUCACUUGGGGACAUGAGUUCAAGACCAGCCCAGGCAGCACAGUAAGACAUUGGCUCUAGAAAAAUAAAAAUAAAUCAUCCAAGAAUGGUGACUUGCCUACUAUUCUACUCGAGAGGCUGAGAGGGGAGGAUUUCUUGAGCCCAGGAGUUUGAGGAUGCAGUGAGCUAUAAUCACAUCACUGUACUUCAGCCUGAGAAACAGCAAGAUCCUGUCUCAAAAAAUUAAAUUAGGCUGGGCUUGGUGGCUCAUGCCUGUAAUCCCAGCACUUUGGAAGGCCAUGGUGGGCAGAUUGCUUGAGCCCAGGAGUUUGAGAUGAGGCUGGGCAACAUGACGAAACCCCGGCUCUACCAAAAAAUACAAAAAAUUAACUGGGCAUAAUGGUACAUGUCUGUGGUCCCAGCUACUCGGUAGGCUGAGGUGGGAGGAAUGCUUGAGCCCAGGAAAUAGGGGCUACAGUGAACCAGGAUCAUGCCACUGUACUCCAACCUGGGCAACAGAGCAAGACUCUACCUCAAAAUAAUUAUUUAAAAAAAUGGAUUAAUUGGGCAUAGGUGGCUUGUGCCUGUCUCCAGUUACUCAGGAGACUGAGGUGGGAGGAUUGCCUGAGUCUAGGAGGUUGAGGCUGCAGUGAGCCGGGAUGGCACCAUUGCACUCCACCUGGGUAACAGGGUGAGACCCUGUCUCAAAAAAGAAAAAAAAGGGAGGGGUUGUAAUCACUCCUCCUGACAUGAUACAGAGUAUCCAUUUGAGUUCAUAACAUAAAUAUGUACUCGGUGAAUGCUCUAUAACUAUUGGCUUUUUUAUUGUCCCCAUUUUACAUAUAAGGAAGCUGAGGCUUUGUGAGGAGAAUUAGCUUAGCCCAGGUCAUCCAGUGGGAAGCGUCUGGUGCAGAGGAAUAGUGAUCAUGGUGGGACUUUGCCUAGCCUAAGGUUCAGCAUACAAUAUUCAGUCAGUACUCAAGGGCUGGGCUGUUUCUGGUAAUCAAAGGGCUGCCUUGUUCUCCUGCCCCACAGCACAGGAAAUUCCAAGGUGGUUUUCUUUACAGGCUCCUCCGCUUCUGUGGCCAGAGGGAACAGCGGAGGAGCCCAGGUACCUAAGCCAACUCAAGAGAAGAUGGAAUUGAAUAUUUCAACCACCUUAUCUAGGCCUCUGUGAUUGUUGAGGAGGGGGCUGUCACUGGGAAAGUUUCCACGAUGGCCCGGUCCCUGGUGUGCCUUGGUGUCAUCAUCUUGCUGUCUGCCUUCUCCGGACCUGGUGUCAGGGGUGGCCCUAUGCCCAAGCUGGCUGACCGGAAGCUGUGUGCGGACCAGGAGUGCAGCCACCCUAUCUCCAUGGCUGUGGCCCUUCAGGACUACAUGGCCCCCGACUGCCGAUUCCUGACCAUUCACCGGGGCCAAGUGGUGUAUGUCUUCUCCAAGCUGAAGGGCCGUGGGCGGCUUUUCUGGGGAGGCAGCGUUCAGGGAGAUUACUAUGGAGAUCUGGCUGCUCGCCUGGGCUAUUUCCCCAGUAGCAUUGUCCGAGAGGACCAGACCCUGAAACCUGGCAAAGUCGAUGUGAAGACAGACGUGAGUGUCAUGGGGGCUGGCAAGAAAUGUGGGGGGAGGACCCUUAGGUUGUGGGGAUGGGCAAAAAUGCUCCCACACUUGGCUCCCUGGCAGCCUAGGUAUGUGCGCUGGGAGAAAUUCUUUCCCUGCCUCAAUUUUCUCACCAGUAAAAUGGGUCCAGUUGGGAGGUGCAAAGAUUAGAGGGCUCUAGGCUAAUUUGCAUAGCACUUGUGUGGCCAGACCUGGGCCCUGCAGCUGCAGCCUUUGCUAAAACCACUAGAUCCUUUGUGGUGUGACCGCUGGUUUUCUUUCCACUGUUUCCCCUUUCUCUUUUUCAGAAAUGGGAUUUCUACUGCCAGUGAGCUCAGCCUACCGCUGGCCCUGCCGUUUCCCCUCCUUGGCUUUAUGCAAAUACAAUCAGCCCAGUGCAAACGGCUCGUCUCUGUGGUCUUUGGGGUGGGGUGGGGUAGGGUAGGGUGGGGACUGUACAAAUGAAAUGUUUCUCUAGGUUGCUGAAUCUAACCAAUUAACCCGCUGCCUGUGGUAACGUCAGUGGUUGCUAGGCAGAGUUUCACUGAUGAAAGCCCUGUGCAGUAGGAGCGCUCCUAAGCUUAGGUUUCGGACACAAGCAAAGGAAAACCUAAGCAGCCCAACUAGGGGAUUGUAGUGUCCUCUCUAGACCAGUGGGAGGGAGCCAAUCGGACUACGCGGAGGAUAUAAAUCGCACAGCAAAGGUUUUCUUGGAAGAUUAUCUGGAAAGGGAGGUGGGAAGUAACGUGCGCCUAUCUGCCCAGUUUUCCUCCUUUUUGCCUUUGAGAACAGUAAUCGCUCCCGCCAGCUCAAGAUCAGCUCCUCUUCCAGCCUCUUUCUGUCAAUCCUGCCCGUGCCCCCUUCUUUGCAUUUGUAUCCCCUCCCCCAAGUCCGCUCCGAUCCAAUCCGGAGACUCGACUCUGCCCCCCGUACUCCAGACUAAAUCCGUUCCUCGGCUCAGCUAAGCAGCUCUGCACGUCCCUUCCCAC
Molecule: messenger RNA, 11156 nt
Organism: Pan troglodytes (chimpanzee)
Lineage: Eukaryota; Metazoa; Chordata; Mammalia; Primates; Hominidae
Gene: MIA
Product: MIA SH3 domain containing
Exons: 4
Coding region: 9787-10338 (183 amino acids)
Biological process (GO): extracellular matrix organization
Molecular function (GO): protein binding
Source: RefSeq, a predicted model, not a curated record